AUGACAAGUUAUGAAAAUGUUCCUGUGAAUACCGGAGGGUCCAAUGAGAAUGAAGCAUUUUGCGAAAUGGUGGACGACAACUUCCUUCAACAGUUCAUAUCUGGUCCCACCCACAUCGCUGGUAAUAAACUCGACCUCUUGCUAUGUAAUUCUCCAGAAAUCAUCGGUGACGUUUCUGCAUUCCUUCCUGAAUGUUUCCCAACAGAUCAUUACGUCGUGGAAAUUGAUGUUCAACUGAAGUUUAAAAGAGCCAAGCCAGUUAAACGCCGAGUUUUUGACUACAGGAACGGUAAAUUUGAUGAGUUGCGCAAUUUCCUCACGAGAAAUCCCAUUAAUAUUACUCCCACCGAUGAUAUUGAUAACUACUGGGAACAAUGGAAGGAAACGCGUUCUUAA
This is a messenger RNA of Paramuricea clavata, 396 nucleotides long. Lineage: Eukaryota; Metazoa; Cnidaria; Anthozoa; Malacalcyonacea; Plexauridae. The record is from the annotation of a GenBank genome assembly.